AUGUUGUCGAUCUGCUUUCGGUGCGUAAGCCACGCAAGCAGAACUAUCGAUAAUGCUGCGAGUCGAUGCAUCUUUUCCGCCGAUAAAUCUAUCAAAUGCAAGCGUUGCCGUGCUAUCAAGUCAACUUGCAUCCUUCUCCUCGCAAAAGUCGUUAAUGCCGGCAUAGUCUUAAUAAAUGCGAUGACGGCUAUAAACAAUAGAACUAAGACGGCCGACGACGUUUUUCGUAAGAGCACAGUUGCAAAUAACUUCUUUAUAAAGACCCGCCGUGCUUUUGCCUUCCGUGUUAGCGAUGCUUCUUCUUUUCUUCGAGCUCGUGUCGCCGCUGCUUCCUUUGCCGCCGUUAAUACUAGAAGUCCUUUGGCUAGCUUAAGUCUCGUUUCGGCGUUACGCUUACUUGCCGCCGCUGCUACCGCCGAUCCAGCUUCGCUAGACUUGCUGCGUCAGAUCUUAGCUGCAGUAGAUCGAAACAAUACCUUGCUAAGUAACUUCUUUAGCCGCCAAAAAAGCUUCGCCGAAGUGCUCGCUAAGCUUCUAAUCGCAGCAAUACCGGUAGUUCCUUUUCGCGAGGUUCUAGCCGUAACAAUACUCGUGGUUCUACGAAAGGUUCGAGUCGUAGCAACAUCGGUAAGACUUCGAAAGGUAAGAGCAGUGCUUAAGGUGCUGCGGAGGGCUCUCGCACCAUUCCACUUAGCCUUGAGUUGUGAAGUCGAAAGGGUUUUUAUCGCGUGUCGGCAGCUUGCUAAGUAA
Molecule: messenger RNA, 750 nt
Organism: Drepanopeziza brunnea f. sp. 'multigermtubi' MB_m1
Lineage: Eukaryota; Fungi; Ascomycota; Leotiomycetes; Helotiales; Drepanopezizaceae
Source: RefSeq, a predicted model, not a curated record